AGCGCCCGCUCCUCUUUCUGCUGCGCCGCGCUCGCUGCUGUGGGAGCUGUUGCUGCUGGUGUCGCCGCCGCCGCCCUUACAUCCGCUUUUCUUAACUGACCGCAAUGGCCAACCCCGUUGUGUUCUUCGAUAUAGCCGCGGACGGGACCCCCCUGGGGCGUGUGACCUUCGAGCUGUUCAGUGACAAGGUUCCAAAGACAGCAGAGAAUUUCCGUGCCUUGAGCACUGGGGAGAAAGGCUUUGGCUACAAGGGGUCCUGCUUUCACAGAGUAAUUCCUGGAUUCAUGUGCCAGGGUGGUGACUUUACCCGCCAUAAUGGAACAGGUGGCAGAUCCAUUUAUGGUGAGAAGUUUGCUGAUGAGAACUUCCUCCUCAAGCACACAGGCCCUGGCAUUUUGUCUAUGGCAAAUGCUGGUCCCAAUACAAAUGGAUCUCAGUUCUUCAUUUGUACUGCCAGGACUGAUUGGUUGGAUGGGAAACAUGUGGUCUUUGGCCAGGUCAAAGAAGGAAUGAAGGUUGUGGAACAAAUGGAGCAGUGUGGAUCAAGGAAUGGCAAGACAAGCAAGAAGCUCAGCAUCAUUGACUGUGGGCAGCUGUCAUAAAAUUCCUUUGUCUUAACAAUCAACCAUUCCUUCUGUAGCUGGGGUUCGUACCCCACCUGGGGUGCUUUAGUCCUGUAACCCGUGUGCUCCUGACUUAACUGCUGCUUUUCUAUUCGGUUUCAAUUUCCGCUCCCUCAAGUCCCGCUGGACUGAAGACAUGUUUGUUUGCAAAAUGAAAUAAAACAAGUUAAACCACA
This is a messenger RNA of Hemicordylus capensis (graceful crag lizard), 799 nucleotides long. It is a transcript of the gene PPIA, whose product is annotated as peptidylprolyl isomerase A. Gene Ontology annotation, biological process: protein folding; protein peptidyl-prolyl isomerization. Gene Ontology annotation, molecular function: peptidyl-prolyl cis-trans isomerase activity. The transcript has 5 exons. NCBI's taxonomy places the organism in Eukaryota, Metazoa, Chordata, Lepidosauria, Squamata, Cordylidae. Bases 105 to 602 code for a protein of 165 amino acids. The record is from RefSeq and is a predicted model, not a curated record.